AUGGAUCCAAACGAUCCGGAUCGGCACCUGCGUAAGGUUUACCAGGUCGUAGGAGUGUCCUCCGUAAUCGACGGCGUUGCCCAGCUAGUGCGGCGAAGACGCGGCAGUCCUCCGAAAAUCACGAAAGAGCAAGAGCUGCAGCAGCACCUGGAACGGGCUCGGGAAGCUCGUGCGGGUCGGUUGAAUGCGAUCGGUCCGAAGCAUCGGUUUGUGCUGGAAACGGCCGCGCACAUUUUAAAUCUCGAACAAGAAGUACUGAUCGAUUGUACGGCCGACAAGAAUGAGUACGUUGAUCUACUGGAACGGAUGUUCGAGUCCGAUGGGAGUAAAUCGGUGCUGAUGUUCUACGGACAGUAUGAUGCUCCCGGCAAGGAAUCAGGUCGGUAUAACCCGAAACAGAAAAGACAGAAGUUGAUGCAGUCGGUUGUAACCACCGGAAGUGAUGAGAAGGUAACGGAUGUUUGCGUUGGUGCCUACAGGCAUAGCAACGCCAAAACGAUUGAUAUAAAAAAUUUGGGAGAGGAUGUAUUUUUUAUAACAAUUUCAAUCCCCGAAAGUUGCUCUAUUAUUUAUACGUUGACUUCACUAUCGGAAAAUGUUAUUAAACCGUCACUGGACAGCAUCAAAGAUUACGGCUUCUGCACGGAUUUACAAAAAAGCUACUUUUACCAUGGCGUAGAAACCUUCAUAAAGUUUCUCAAAAGUACGGAGCAGGACAUUUCCGAACGAAUCAUGUUUGAGGUGGACCACAACCUGUACAAGGGUUUCCUCUUGACGCAGAUUCAAAUCAAGGAAUCCUCUCGGGAUCGCGACAAGGUGUACACAGCCGAACGUGCCUUCGCCCGUUGGAUGCGCCAAGUCCAGUUUGCACUGACCCAGGGCGACCAGAUACGACGUGAUCCCUAUGAUGUGGGACCGCUGCACGAGUUGGAGUACUGGCGCAGUAUGCUUACUAAGUACACGUCGAUUGCGGAGUUCAUCGAGUCUCGGCCUUUCUUGAAUUAUCAACUUUGCUUGAAAUUGUCUCGUUCCAAGUUGUUAAAGAAAUGGCAUGUUAUGGACAAGGAGGUAACCAGCAAGUUGAACGAAUGUCGAGACAACGUAAAAUAUAUAAGCGCGAUUGAGCGAUUCUGGGAUCCACUCUAUCGUUGUGAUCCAGAAGAAGUCGCAAUACACAUUGCUAGCUUGUUGACCAUCAUAAGACAAGUGUACAAAACAUCAAACUUUUAUAAUACGUCAGAACGGAUUACCGGACUACUUUCCAAAGUCACGAACCAGAUCAUAAUGAACUGUCAGCAGUACCUAACUUGUCGCCGGAAGAAGACAAUCUAUGAGCAAAAGAGGGAAGAUGUUCUGGAGAAAAUUCGAGUGUGUAAAGAUCUGGACAUGGUGUACAGGUUUCACUAUUAUAAAACUGUAAAUGAUAUGGAGGAAAGUCCCGACGAAACCCCAUGGGAAUGCUCCGAUAUGUAUAUUUUCGGGAAAAUGGACACAUUCAACGUGCGGCUUGAUAAGAUACAGAACAUUAUGGAAUUAUUCAUCAAGUAUGAAGUCAUUGAUCGCGUAGGUAUUUCCGGGACGGAAGUUUUCUCGAAUCGCAUCAAAAAAGCAUACGAUGUAAUCGCAGCGAAAACCUACGACCCGCUGGUGCAUCGACAGCAUCAGUUCGACGAUGAUAAUGAAAUUUUCCUAAAAGAAGUCGAAGCAGCGGAACUUGGGCUGCAAAAAUUUGCCAAAGAAAUGCUGUCGGACAUUCCAACCAUCGAAAGUCGACUUUUGGUGCUGAAUCGCUUCGAGAAACUUCAGUUGGAUUGCUUGUGUUUGGACCGACGUUAUCUCGAUAUUGCCGUUAUGUUGGAAAAGCAAAUAUUUGAAACAAAAGAUUAUUACAACGAAAAUCGCGCCCAGCCUCCGAUUAUUUGGUGCGUUCCGAACAGCGUUGGUCGCAUCAUGUGGGCCCGAUUUUUAUCUCGCAAAAUGGAUGACACAAUCAAGGUAAUCAAGACGCGAGGUUGCGUUAUUCAGAACAAGAAAGCACAACUUUGCGUGAAAUAUUAUAACUUUUUGUGUGAAGUGCUGCUGCACUACGAAAUGCUUCACCAUCGAGCCUGGUGGGACUAUGUCGAACAAGCGAAAGAAAAGCUAGAGGCCCCAAUUUACCGCAAAAAUAUCGAAACGAAUUGGCUGGAGGUCAAUUUCCAUCCUUAUCUGCGGCAGGUUAUCAAAGAAACGGAAACGGUCCUAAAAUGGGGCCUCGCGGCACCGGACCUCGGGGUGCUGCUGGUGCUACAAAAAGAUAAUUUGUUCAAUGCAUUCGAGCGAGUGAAAGAUUUGUUGGCGCGCAACAAUAAGUUGAGGUUGAGCAUACCGCAGAUAUUCCUACCGCUUAUGAGAACAAUGCUAAUCAAGCUGGAGGAUGUGUUUCUUCCUGGGCUGACCGUAAUAACUUGGAUGUCUAUGAAUUUAAAGGAGUAUUUAGAUAAAGUUGAAAAGGUGAUCAAACGAGUGGAAAUUUUCGUCAAGGAUGUCAAUGAUAUACGAGAUGCUAGAAUUGAAGAUAUUUUGUAUUCUUUUGCCAACACAGACCUCCUCGUUCUUCCUGUGGAACCGGUAACACCAUCGAAGUUCACAGAUAUGAACAUUAAAUACAGGCAAACGAUAGAAAAAUAUCUAGCGAAAAAGUCACAAGCUAUGGAGAAGGCUACGAUUGAGCUGAUCAAUAAAUUCGUAGAAAACAUCGAUGUUGCAGAUUAUGACGAAAAGGGAAAUCGAAAGUUUCAACUUCCGCUGGAGAAGCACACGGGAGAAAACCGUCGUCGAGAGGAGGCUCUUCCCAUCGACAAAUACGAUUGGGUCAGUUUCGAUAAAAUUUAUAAAGCGCUCGCCUAUCCAUCACCGGAAGCCCACCGAAAAGCCUUAUUUCAAGACUAUACCGGCUUGAACUACGACGUCACGCUGCUUCACAUCGACAGUAUGGAGCUUUUCGCAUAUUUCAACCAUCGAAUCAUAGCUAUAUUCGUACGAAUGGUUAAAGCAUCUCUGGAAAAACUACGACAACGCAUUAAAUUAGUGAACCUUCAAAUGAACAAAGCUGCUGCCAUGCGGGAAAUAAAUCCACUGCUAAUAACCGAGAUGGUACUUGAGGAGGAGGCCUGCGCCAUAGUGCCCUCCCUGGAAGGAAUCCAAAGUAGCUUCCAGCGGGUGAUUAUGAAUGUCGUGGAGACUUUCUAUGCCGUGUCGACCUGGGGCCGGCAAGCGAAAACUGAAGCCCGUAAACUCCGACGCCCGGUACUGGACGAAGUUCGACACGAACGAUCAUGGUUUAAAGCCAUAUCUACUCACAAGGAAGUAUCGCGAUUUAUUCAUGAAUUUGACGGGGGAUUGUUGCUAGUGCAACCGGAUAUUGACCUACAGUUGACUGUUAUGUACAAUCAUUACGAAUAUUUGUGGAAGAACGACCUGUUUGGAGUGUCUCUGGAACUAAAGCCAGCACUGUUUGAAAAGAUUCAACUCGACCUGGACUCAAUCGUGUUCGCUACCCAAGUGGGCCCAAUCGUAAUUCAGUUGAAUCAAGUCAUUAAAGCCGUUCUGAUGAAGUUGCUAGACUUCUACAAAAAGAGAAUUUCGGAAAUUACCAACUUUAUCACGGAACACGAUUCGGUAUUGAAGCGAACAUUAAAAGAUCUAGAUGAUAUCAAAAUGGCAAUGGAGUGUCUGAAGUUGGUGCAGGAUAAUUUCACCUUCAUCGAUGUAGACCUGGGAUUCAUCGAGUCAACUUAUAACCUACUGGCAGAGUUUGAUUUGGGAAUAACCAAAGAGGACAUUGACCACGUGUACGGCUUACGGGACAGUUUCAAGGGAAUGGGCAAAAAAGUUGAACAAGUGGAAAACGAUAUCAUCGCACUUCAGGUACCGUUGCAGCGUGAACUUGCCGAAGGGGUGGCCGAAUUUGUCGAAGAAAUCACUGAGUUUGAUAGUGAGUUCGAAACCAAAGGUCCCAUGGAGGAGGGUAUUUCCGCCAAAGAAGCUAGCGAUAGAGUACUCAUGUUCCAAGGACGGUUCGAUGAGCUGUGGCGUAAGUUUGAGAUGUACGCCAGCGGGGAAGCGUUUUUGGGUCUUAAGGUCAACGACUACCCAAUUCUUCAUAAGCGCAAGAAGGAGUUUAAUCUGCUCAACAAAUUGUAUUCCCUGUAUUUGCAAGUAAUGCGCAGUAUUGACGAGUAUUAUGACACCCCUUGGGCUGAUGUGGAUAUCGAGAAGAUUAAUACGGAAUUGACGGACUUCCAGAAUCGCUGCAGAAAACUGCCGAAAGCAAUGAAGGAUUGGUUGGCUUACAUCGAUCUGAAGAAAAAGAUCGACGAUUUCAACGACAGCUGCCCUCUGCUGGAGUUGAUGUGUAACAAUGCUAUGAAAGACCGCCAUUGGGAGAAACUGGAGAAACUUUUGGGCUGCAAGCUAGAAGUAGAGUCGCCUGAUUUCACGCUAGGUAACGUCAUGGAAGCUCCACUACUUGAGAACAAGGACGAUAUCGAAGAUAUUUGCAUAGGAGCCGUAAAAGAAAAUGAUAUUGACAUCAAGUUACGACAGGUAAUAGCUGAGUGGUCAGUCGUAAGUUUGCAGUUUGCCAAUUUCAAGAAUCGUGGUGAACUGCUGAUCAAACCUACGGAGACAAUUGAAGUGAUAUCCCUACUGGAAGACAGCAUAAUGAUCGUCAACUCGCUGGCUUCUAAUCGGUUUAAUGCGCACUUCAAGAAAGAAAUUAUGGUUUGGCUACAUAAACUCGUCAAUACGGGUGAGAUCCUGGAGAAGUGGUUGCAAGUGCAAAACUUAUGGAUCUAUCUGGAAGCUGUUUUUGUCGGUGGCGACAUAUCUAAGCAGCUUCCGCAGGAUGCUAAGCGUUUCGCCGGUAUUGACAAGACCUGGGUUCGCAUAAUGUACAGAGCCAGAGAUAAUCCAAAUGCCGUGGAAUGCUGCACUGGAGAAGACACCAUGGCGUACACUUUGACCGCUUUACUACAACAGUUGGAGUCGUGUCAGAAAUCGCUAACAGGUUACCUGGAAUCCAAGCGGCUGUUGUUCCCGCGAUUCUUCUUUAUCUCAGAUCCAGUGUUGCUGGAGAUUCUAGGUCAAAGCUCGGAUCCGACGUCGAUACAGGCUCAUCUGCUGAGUAUUUUCGAUGCUGUAGCAAAGGUGGAGUUCGAAGAGAAAACCUUUGGAAAGAUCAUAUCUUUAUUUUCGGAUAACAGAGAAAAAGUUCCACUUAACCGACCGGUCUUCUGUACAGGUGGUGUCGAGUUGUGGCUCAAUCGACUGCUGGUAGAAAUGCAGGAUACUAUUCGGGACAUCCUUGCAACCAUGGCGCAGUGUCUUGCAAGUCCAGACUUUGAUUUUAUCAGUGGUUUUCAAGGGUUCUGCGGUCAAGCAGGGUUAGUGGGGGUUCAGCUUCUGUGGACGCGUGAUGCUGAAAUCGCUCUUCGCAAGUGUCGUACGGAUAAAAACAUAAUGCGUAAAACGAAUCAACGAUUUUUGGAUCUGCUCAAUAGUUUGAUCGAGUUAACGGUCAAAGAUCUUACGAAAUUAGAACGCAUUCGUUUCGAGACCAUGGUAACCAUCCACGUGCAUCAGCGGGAUAUUUUCGAUGAUUUGGUGAGGUUCAAGAUUCGGACGCCAUUGGACUUUGAAUGGCAAAAACAGGCACGGUUCUAUUACAUCGAAGAGACGGAUGAUGUGAUCGUAAAAAUCACCGACGUUGAUUUUAUCUACCAAAACGAAUAUCUGGGAGUAACCGAACGUCUAGCGAUCACACCGCUAACGGAUCGGUGCUACAUUACACUAGCGCAAGCAAUCGGUAUGUCCAUGGGUGGUGCUCCAGCCGGUCCAGCGGGAACUGGAAAAACCGAAACCACAAAAGACAUGGGACGCGCUCUCGGUAAGCUGGUAGUUGUGUUCAACUGUUCGGAUCAGAUGGAUUUCCGAGGAUUGGGCAGAAUUUACAAAGGCUUAGCACAGUCCGGCUCGUGGGGAUGCUUUGAUGAGUUCAACCGAAUUGAGCUGCCCGUGCUUUCGGUUGCUGCUCAGCAAAUUUAUAUUGUUCUAACUGCUCGAAAAGAGAAGAGGAAAGAAUUCAUUUUUAGCGACGGAGAUACGGUGUCUCUCAAUCCAGAGUUUGGUCUUUUCAUCACCAUGAACCCCGGUUAUGCAGGAAGACAGGAAUUACCGGAGAACUUGAAAAUUAUGUUUCGAUCUGUUGCAAUGAUGGUUCCAGAUCGACAGAUCAUCAUGCGCGUCAAGCUGGCCAGCUGUGGUUUUAAGGACAACGUUAUUCUUGCCCGAAAGUUCUUCACUUUGUACAAAUUGUGCGAGGAGCAACUGUCCAAGCAGGUUCACUACGAUUUUGGACUGCGUAACAUCCUUUCAGUACUGCGAACCUUGGGUGCUCAAAAGCGUGCGAAUCCGAAUGACACAGAGGAAACAAUCGUGAUGCGAGUUCUGCGAGAUAUGAACGUAUCCAAGCUGGUAGAUGAAGACGAACCGUUGUUCAUCUCUUUGAUUGAGGAUCUUUUCCCGGGAAUCAAAUUGAGCACUUCAAGCUACAAAGACCUGCAGAGAGCUAUUGCUAACAGCGCCGAAGCGCUUGGAUUAAUCAAUCACCCGGAAUGGAAUCUGAAAGUGAUACAACUCUACGAAACAUCUCUCGUUCGACAUGGUUUAAUGACCCUGGGACCAACCGGAGCCGGAAAAACGCGCUGUAUUCAUACCUUACUGAAAAGCUUCACCGAACUUGGACUACCUCAUAAAGAAAUUCGAAUGAACCCGAAGGCAAUCACAGCUCCGCAAAUGUUUGGCCGGCUAGAUGUGGCCACAAACGAUUGGACCGAUGGAAUAUUCUCUACAUUGUGGAGACGAACAUUAAAAAUUAAAAAGACCGAGUUUGUUUGGCUCAUCCUAGAUGGACCAGUAGAUGCGGUUUGGAUUGAAAAUCUCAACUCAGUGCUAGAUGAUAACAAGACACUAACCUUGGCCAAUGGUGACCGGAUAACAAUGGCGGCGAACGCAAAGUUAGUCUUCGAGCCGGACAACGUGGAUAAUGCUUCCCCGGCCACUGUUAGUCGCAUGGGAAUGGUUUUCAUGAGUGCCUCGGUACUGAAGUGGGAGCCAAUUCUGAAUGGAUGGUUGAAAACGAAGCCAAGUGACAUUGCGGAUACGCUAAGGAAGUUCUUCCAUAAGAUUUACGACGAUCUGCAUAGUUUUGUACAGACGAAGUUGGCAGCAAAGAUGAAAAUUUUGGAGGCAAUCUACAUUCGACAGUGUUGCGAUAUUUUAGAAGGGUUAAUAACCCCUAAAGAAGAAGGAGCUCCGAUCGAGCUGUCUGACAAACACCUGGAGCGGUUGUUCCUAUUUUCGUUGAUGUGGUCUUUGGGAGCUGUUCUUGAACUAGAAGACCGAGAAAAGAUGGGAGAGUUUAUCGCCAAGCAUCAUUCUAAGAUGAAAUGGCCUAAGCUCCAACCCGGUGAGACAAUAUUCGAGUAUCUUGUGACCCCUCAGGGAAGCUGGCAGCACUGGAAUAAUCAAGUCGAAGAGUACAUUUAUCCAAGUGACAGUGUUCCGGAGUACGCUAGUAUUCUGGUUCCGAACGUAGACAAUGUUCGAACGGCGUAUUUGAUCGACCUUAUUGCCAAACAAUCCAAAGCAGUGCUCUUGAUAGGGGAACAAGGUACCGGUAAAACUGUAAUGAUCAAGGGCUACAUGCUUAACUAUGAUCCGGAAUUUCACUUGUCGAAGAGUUUUAAUUUUUCUUCCGCUACCACUCCCAAUAUGUUCCAACGCAUAAUCGAGUCCUACGUUGAAAAGCGAGUAGGAACUACCUAUGGACCGCCUCAACAGCGUCGUAUGUCAAUUUUCAUCGACGACAUCAACAUGCCAGUGGUGAACGAAUGGGGUGAUCAGGUUACCAACGAAAUUGUACGCCAGUUGAUGGAGAACACCGGUUUCUACUCCCUGGACAAACCCGGAGAUUUCAUGACAAUACUGGACAUUCAGUUGCUAGCCGCUAUGAUUCAUCCGGGAGGCGGACGAAACGAUAUUCCACCCCGGUUGAAGCGGCAAUUCUGUGUGUUUAACUGCGCGAUCCCUAGUGACAAGUCGAUGGAUAAAAUUUUUGGUGUUCUCGGUGAAGGUUACUUUUGCGAAUCCAGAUUUAUUGAACCGAUCGUAAAUUUUAUUCCGAAGCUCAUCCCACUUACGCGAAAGCUUUGGCAAGCCACUAAAGUGAAAAUGUUACCGACGCCAGCUAAAUUUCAUUACGUAUUUAACUUGAGAGAUUUGUCCCGAAUUUGGCAGGGUAUGUUAACGAUCAAAUCGGAGGAAUGUCAGACCGUCAAAACGGUGAUCAAUCUUUGGCGUCAUGAAUGCAUUCGGGUGAUAGCUGAUCGUUGUACCAACUUCCCGGAUCGUACCUGGUUUGUGGGCAAAAUGCGGGAACUUGCUGAAGAAUUGUUGGAUGAGGACGACAUGGAGAAUUACGAAGCGGAGGAAACCUUUUUCGUUGAUUUUCUCCGUGAUGCUCCGGACCCUACCGGCGAGGAAGGAGAAGAUGUAAGCUUAGAGCCACCCAAGUUGUAUGAGGAGAUUCCAAGCUUCGAAGAAACUACCGCUCGCGUAAAAAUGUAUAUGGAACAGUUUAACGAGCAGAUUCGGGGUGCAGCCAUGGAUCUUGUGUUUUUCCGUGAUGCUUUGAUACACUUAAUGAUCAUUUCUAGAAUUAUUAGAACUCCGCGAGGAAACGCUUUGCUGGUUGGCGUUGGAGGAUCCGGAAAACAGAGCUUAACUAGACUUGCCUCGUUCAUAGCCGGCUAUAAAAUCUACCAUAUAACUUUGACGAGAGCAUACAAUAUAAACAACCUUCUGGAUGACCUACGGUAUCUCUAUCGUGUUGCAGGGUUUGAAGGUCAAGGGAUAACCUUUAUUUUCACCGACAACGACAUCAAAGACGAAGGUUUCCUAGAGUACAUAAACAACGUACUCAGUUCAGGUGAAAUAGCAAAUCUCUUCCCGAAGGAUGAUCUAGAUCAAAUCACAAACGAUCUUAUACCGGUCAUGAAAAAGAUUGCCCCUAAACGAAUCCCAACGCAAGACAAUCUGUAUGAGUUUUUCAUAUCUCGAGCCCGAGCAAAUCUUCACAUUGUUUUGUGCUUCUCACCAGUUGGUGAAAAGUUCCGCAAUCGAUCGCUCAAAUUCCCGGGUUUGAUAUCCGGGUGCACCAUCGAUUGGUUCCAGCGGUGGCCGGAGGAUGCACUGAUAGCGGUUUCGAACCACUUCCUCAAGGACUACAGCAUUGUUUGCAAGCCGGAGGUAAAGCGUGAACUGAUCGAAAUAAUGGCAUUCGUGCAGGACCGGGUAGCCGAGGUGUGCAUGGAGUACUUCGAACGGUUCCGACGCCAAGCGCACGUUACUCCCAAGUCGUUCCUCUCCUUCCUCGAGGGCUACAAAGUGAUCUACAAGGAAAAGCACGACAACAUUGCGGUGCUCGCCAGCCGGAUGCAAACGGGUCUAGUGAAACUGGUAGAAGCCGCCGCUUCGGUUGACGUUUUGAGAGUGGAGCUGGAAGAAAAGGAAAAGGACAUCAUUUUAGCCACACAAGCCGCAGAAAUUGUACUUGCAUCCGUCACGAAGUCGCAAAACGAUGCUGAAAUAGUUAAAGCAGAAGUUUUGGUCGUGAAAAACAAGGCGGACGUUCUGGUGGAACAGAUUGCUGAGGAAACAGCAGUUGCAGAGGAAAAGUUGGAAGCUGCUCGUCCAGCGCUGGAGGCGGCUGAAGCUGCACUGAAAACUGUAACUCCAGCCGAUAUUGCUACCGUGCGAAAGCUUGGUAAGCCACCCUAUUUGAUUACACUGAUUAUGGACGUAGUGUUGGUUCUGUUCCGGAGACGAAUGGCUCCUGUGAAGCCCGAUCCCGAACGACAGUUUAUGUUCGCUUCCUGGGAUGCAUCAUUGAAGGUAAUGGCGGAUACCGGAUUUCUCAACAAGAUCGUUCGUUAUCAGGCGGACUUAAUCAAUGCGGAAACCGUAGAUUUGAUGAUACCUUACUUCAAGUAUCCGCUGUAUACGUUUGAGGCAGCUAAGGCAGCUUGCGGUAACGUUGCGGGUCUGCUGCAGUGGACCACGGCCAUGGCAAAGUUCUACGACGUCAACAAAGACGUACUCCCGCUGAAGGCAAAUCUUGCAAGACAGCAGAAGAAGCUUGACAUAGCUACUGUACAACGCCAGGAAGCUGAACAACUGUUACUAGCCAAAGAGGCUGAACUGGAGCUUGUCCAGCAAGAGUUCAACGAAGCUAUGUCCAAAAAGCAAGCUGUACUAGAUGACGCUAAGGUCUGCCAGGAUAAAAUGGAUGCUGCUUCGGCUUUGAUCAACGGAUUAGCCGAUGAACGAGUUCGGUGGACCGAACAGCUGUCACAGUUUAAGAGCGAAACUGAUCGUCUCGUGGGAGAUGUGCUAAUUUUAACCGGCUUUCUCUCAUAUACUGGCCCAUUUAACCAGGAGUAUCGGAUGGUUCUUCAAAAGUCCUGGCAACAUGAGCUGCAAAAUCGGAAGAUUCCGGUUUCGUUGAACAUAAGCAUAAUGGAAAAUCUUACGGAUGAUGCCACAGUUGGGGAGUGGAACUUGCAGGGGUUGCCAAACGAUGAGCUUUCAGUUCAAAAUGGUAUCAUUGUGACGAAGGCCGCUCGUUAUCCACUUCUUAUCGAUCCACAGUCUCAGGGAAAAAUAUGGAUCAAACAUAAGGAGAAAGAAUUUGGAUUAAUUGUCACUUCACUGGAGCACCGUUUCUUCCGAAACCACAUCGAGGAUUGUGUGUCACAGGGAGUUCCACUGUUGAUUGAGGACGUUGGCGAGGAGCUGGAUCCAAUAUUGGAUAACAUUUUGGAGAAGAAUUUCAUUAAGAUGGGCAACACCUACAAGGUGAAGAUUGGCGACAAAGAAGUCGAUGUGCAUUCGGAUUUCCGGCUGUACAUUACGACUAAGCUUCCAAAUCCGGUGUAUACUCCGGAAAUUUCAGCCCGAACAUCCAUCAUCGACUUUACGGUUACGAUCAAAGGUUUGGAAGAUCAACUUCUCGGACGAGUAAUUUUGACUGAGAAAAAAGAACUUGAAUCGGAACGAACAAACCUGAUUAAAGAUGUGACGGCGAAUCGUAGAAAAAUGCAAGAGCUGGAGGCUAAUCUGUUGCAUAAAUUGUCCACAACGCAGGGUAGUUUGGUCGACGAUGUCACGGUGAUUGUUGUUCUGAACACCAGCAAAACCACCUCCAUUGAAGUUCGUGAGAAGCUGAAAAUUGCACGUGAAACUGAAAUAAAAAUCAACAAAGCCCGUGAGGAGUAUCGUCCGGUUGCUACCAGAGGAAGCGUUCUGUACUUCCUAAUUUGCAGUAUGUCGAUGGUAAACUGUAUGUAUCAGACUUCGUUGGUACAAUUUUUGGAACGGUUCGACGUAUCGAUGGCUCGAUCUGAUAAGCACGUCGUAACUUCGCGGCGGAUAAGCAACAUUAUAGAAUACUUGACUUACGACAUUUUCCAAUAUAUCUGUAGAGGACUCUAUGAAGUUCACAAAUACCUGUUUGUGCUUCUGAUGGCUUUGAAUAUCGAUUUGGAGAAGAAAAAAAUUACCCAUCAUGAGUUCCAGACGUUCAUCAAGGGUGGUGCCGCACUGGACAUAAACACGUGCCCAGAGAAGCCGCAUAAAUGGAUCGUCGACACGGCAUGGUUGAAUCUGGUUCAGCUUUCCUCGCUGCAUCAGUUCAACGAAAUCGUCGAGCACGUACAAACAAACGAAAAAGGAUGGAAAAGUUGGUUUUCGAAAGAAGCCCCCGAAGAAGAGGUUAUCCCUGAUGGUUACAACAGCAUGGACGCUUUCCGGAAACUGCUACUAAUUCGGGCAUGGUGUCCUGAUCGAACGCUGUCCCAGAGCAGAAAGUAUCUGGCAAUGUCGCUGGGACAACGAUUUGCCGAUCCGGUCAUAAUAAAUUAUGACCUUAUGCUGGAAGAAAGCAGACCUUUAACCCCCUUGGUAUGCUUCCUUUCGAUGGGUUCAGAUCCUACCCCGAGUAUUGAAGCAUUGGCAAAGAAAAAUGCCAUCAAGUGUCGCUCCAUUUCAAUGGGUCAAGGUCAGGAAGUACACGCUAGAAAACUAAUUGCUACUUCGUUGGAGGAAGGUUCGUGGGUGUUGCUACAAAACUGUCAUCUUGGGCUGGAGUAUGUUACCGAAUUGAUGCUCCUAAUUAUGGAAAUGGAAAAAACCGGAACGGGUUUCCACCCUGAUUUCCGCGUGUGGGUUACCACUGAACCUCAUCCACAGUUCCCAAUUACGUUCCUUCAGAUGUCGAUCAAAUUUACGAACGAACCUCCUUCGGGAGUGAAGGCUGGGCUGAAACGAACCUACGGUUCCAUGACGAUCGAAAUGUUUGAAUAUAGCGAAUCGCCAUUCUAUGUUCCGCUUAUUUUCGCCAUCUCAUUCCUGCACACGGUUGUUCAAGAACGGCGGAAAUUCGGUCCUCUAGGGUGGAACAUUCCAUACGAAUUUAACUCGGCCGAUUGGCUGGCAAGCUGCAUGUUUGUUCAGAAUCACCUGGACGACCUUGAUCCGAAGAGAGGAAUUAGUUGGAAGACGGUUCGUUACAUGUUGGGGGAGGUUCAGUACGGCGGUCGCGUUACCGACGACUAUGACAAACGCCUGCUAAACACGUUUGCCAAGGUUUGGUUCUCCGAUAUGAUGUUCUUCGAGGAAUUCCGAUUCUUUCGGGAGUAUAAAAUCAUGAAGUAUAAGUCUCUGGAAGAGUACAUGGAAGCGAUCGAGCAGAUGUCGCUGGUGGAUCCACCGCAAGUGUACGGCCUACACGCCAAUGCUGAUAUUACCUAUCAAAGCAACACGACGACGGAAAUUCUGGAUACGAUCGUGUCUAUUCAGCCGAAAGAAUCUGGCGGAGGAGGUGGGGAAACUCGAGAAGCAACGGUGGCCCGGUUGGUCAAUGAUAUGCUGGCAAAGGUCCCGACACCGUACGACCAAUAUGCGGUUAAGGAACGACUGAAGAUAAUGGGUCAUUUGAGCUCAAUGAACAUUUUCCUAAGGCAGGAAAUUGAUCGAAUUCAAAAGAUAAUUCUCCUGGUGCGGACAACAUUGAAGGACCUUCUGUUGGCAAUCGACGGCAUCAUCAUAAUGAACGAACAGCUUCGCGACGCUUUGGACAAUAUCUAUGACGCACGAGUUCCGGAAAUUUGGAAACGUGGCAGUUGGGCUUCUGCUUCGCUGGGAUUUUGGUUUACCGAACUAAUCGAACGGAACAAUCAGUUCUAUACGUGGUGUUUCAAGGGUCGUCCGGUCAUGUUUUGGAUGACCGGUUUCUUCAAUCCUCAAGGUUUCCUAACAGCCAUGCGACAGGAAGUGGCGAGAGCACACAAAGGAUGGGCUCUGGACGUUGUGACGUUACAUAACGACGUUACCAAACUGCUAACCGAAGAAUGUAAACAAGCCCCCAAUGAGGGAGUAUAUGUUUACGGUCUGUACCUGGACGGAGCCGGCUGGGAUCGAAAGAAUAAUCGCCUUCAGGAGUCGAUCAACAAGGUGUUGUACACCGCAAUGCCGGUGAUACAUAUCUACGCUAUCAACUCGACGGCAGGGAAGGAUCCCAAGUUGUACGAGUGUCCUGUAUACAAAAAGGCCAACCGAACAGAUCUCAAUUACAUUACCCCACUGUGGCUGCCAACCGUCAAGUCUCCGGAUCACUGGAUAUUGCGCGGAGUAGCCCUGCUUUGUGAUAUCAAAUGA
This is a messenger RNA of Sabethes cyaneus, 13818 nucleotides long. It is a transcript of the gene kl-3, whose product is annotated as dynein axonemal heavy chain 8. Gene Ontology annotation, biological process: microtubule-based movement. Gene Ontology annotation, cellular component: dynein complex. The record is from RefSeq and is a predicted model, not a curated record. Lineage: Eukaryota; Metazoa; Arthropoda; Insecta; Diptera; Culicidae. Bases 1 to 13818 code for a protein of 4605 amino acids. Gene Ontology annotation, molecular function: minus-end-directed microtubule motor activity; ATP binding; dynein intermediate chain binding. The transcript has 15 exons.